Molecule: messenger RNA, 5139 nt
Organism: Synchiropus splendidus (mandarinfish)
Lineage: Eukaryota; Metazoa; Chordata; Actinopteri; Syngnathiformes; Callionymidae
Gene: znf592
Product: zinc finger protein 592
Exons: 9
Coding region: 136-3723 (1195 amino acids)
Source: RefSeq, a predicted model, not a curated record
CUGGGAUUCAAUCAUGUGUAACGUAGUUGACGCUAGCAGCCUAGCAUAGCUAUGAUACAACCCUCCAGCUUAGUAGGUAGAUAUUAAGUGCUCUAGAGCACAAGCGGACCCCAUGGUUUAUGAGACUGUCCAGCCAUGGGUGACAUGAAAACCCCUGACUUUGAUGAUUUGCUAGCAGCGUUUGACAUCCCAGAUGCAACAGGGUUGGAUGCCAAGGAGUCAAUUCGAGAUGUUCAUGAAGAGACUGAGAGUCACCUAAAGCACAGCGGCUUGUGUGUUGAAGAUGGACUGUUGGCCACCCAGGCUGAAGUUUCAGCAGAUCUUCCUGCUGUCAGUGUGAUAGUGAAAAACACUAGUCGCCAGGAGUCUUUGGAAGGCUUUGCUGAAGGUCUCCAUGGGGGUUCGGCACUUCAAAAUGGAUUCAGUGUGCAAAGUUCAACAGCUAAUGCCGAUCUGACAGUCGAUCCAGGGUUCACCAAGUCAUUUAUAUCAGCUCUCAAUGGGGCCAGUUCAACUGAGUUACUUGAUAAAGUCGCUGCUCAGCAGAGACCUGAUGUAACUCCAGUUUGUUCCCAGUCUCCCUCUUACCUAAGUCCAGUCUCAAGUCCAGAGUCUGAAGGACAUGAGUCUAAUAAAAACCAUUUGCCCCGAAAGAAAGACUGUUUUUCAGAACUUCCAGUUUUAGUUAACACCUCAGUUGACCACCGUCCUAGUAUACCUGGCCUCUGCAUGUACGAUGAAGCUAGAGGGAGAACUACUGCUUUUAAAAAUUCUAAUCAAAUCAUAUCGGAAAACCGUGAUGCAGUAUCUAACAAUGUCAGUGGCUCAGAGAAACGCCCUGAUGUACAGAAUUCAUUUCCUCAUACAAACAGCAACCGGAAUUCUACUGAAAACAACAGCAGUUUUGAAACUACCAUGGACGUUUUGGACAUAUCCCCAUGUGUAAAAUCUCAGGCACCUAAAUUGUCCUCUUGUCUUGAAGCUCUGGUUGCUCUAAAUGCCAAGAAAGAUCUUAGCGAACCAGCUUUUCCUAGAGAUCCUUCAGCAGUUCAUAGUGACUCUCUAAAACAUGGCUCAAAGGUGCCCAUAUCGCCACACAGCCCCAGGAGUCCACUGGAAGCCGUAAAGCGACUGAUGAAACCACCGGAUAGUCCAAUGAGCAUCUGCAGUGACAGUAGUGGGAAAGUGUCCCCCGCUGUGAUAUCUGGUUCCCCUGCUGCCAUUCCAAGGGUGAGAAUCAAGACAAUCAAGACCACAAGCGGGCAGAUCAAGCGAACUGUCACCAGUGUGCUGCCAGAGUCGGAGACGGAUGAACUUCAUUCUACCUACGAGUCGUCUCCAUCGCAGAGUCUGAAAAGCGAUGAUUCUUUCUGCAAUGUGUCGCCACAUCCGUCACAGAGCGCGGCUCUCGAGAGUCCAGCUGAAUUUCAGACUAAAGAAAGCUCUGUGAGAAUCGGCUCCCCAAAAGUGAUGCUCAAUAGAGCGGAGGAACUCAUUCAAAAGGCAACUUUGACUGAAUCGUCCAGCUUCCGAAAGACUCACAAGCACGGUAAAAAAUCUGGCGUGAAUCAGAAACCAAAGAGAAUGUUGGCAGCUAACUCCAACUUCCUUCCCAAAGCGGUGCACCUCGCUAGUUUGAAUCUGGUCCCACACAGUGUUGCUGCUUCUGUGUCUGCGCGGUCCAGCUCUCAGCAGCAGAGCCAGCACGCUCUCUCCCCGACCGUCUACAGUACAGUUCCUUUGGUGCAUCAAGUGAAAACGGCCAACUCACUUCCACCGUCGUCCGUGCCCAACACCGCCACGGGGACGUUAAACAGACUAUUGAACAAUACCAACCCUGUGCCUACGUAUGUUCCGAACCUAAACCCCCCGCAGGAGUUCAACAUCAGCCUCCCCAAACGUGGAUAUUGCUGCCUUGAAUGUGGAGACUCGUUCAGCGUGGAGAGGAGUCUCUCGUACCACUACAGCAGGAGGAGUGUCCACAUCGAAGUAGGAUGCAUGCACUGCGCUAAGACAAUGGUGUUCUUCAACAAAUGCGCGCUGCUGGCGCACGCGCGGGAGCACAAGCUCAGCGGCGCGGUGAUGCAGUGCACUCAGCUCCACAUGAAGCCUAUCGCUCAGGAGCAGAUGUUUGUUCCGUUGAGUGCAGAUCCACUGAAAGUGGCUUCCUACACCUCAACUGCAGGCUCUGUGACCAACCAGCCCGUCAUGCCCCUCUAUCCGGACAAUGUGAUUCGCCAACGAUUCCGAUGCCUUGAGUGUAAUAAACAGUUACCCGACCACAAAGCUCUUGCUGGCCAUUACCAGAACCAGACAAAGGACAAUAAGGGAUUAAUAUGCAAAGUUUGCAUGAUGUUGCUACCCAACAAGUGCAGCUUCCGAGCUCACCAGCGUAUUCACGCACACAAGUCCCCGUUCAUCUGUCCAGAGUGCGGAGGGUUAAGUCGUUCUGGAGACAUCCAGAAACACAUCAAGGAGAACUGUCUGCAUUACACUCGCAAAGCCUGGUACAAGUGUCUUCACUGCGAUGUCGUCUUCAAAACCCUCACCGGACAGAAGUCGCACAUCGAGGAGAAGCAUUGCGAGGUGUUCUACAAGUGCUCUGUCUGUCCUGUCGCGUUCAAAACUUCAGAUGGCUGUGAAGUUCAUCUUAAAAGAAAACACAACGCCAGCAAAAUAUCCCCAAAACUCAUUUUCAAGUGUUCCUGCGAGAAAAUCUUUAAGAAAAAAGCCUUGCUCGUACAGCAUUUUCAUCACGACGCCAACAAGCGCGUCACAUGUGUUUUCAAGUGUCCGGAGUGCAACUCAGUCUUCUCACAGAAGCAUCUGCUGGUGCAGCAUUUCAAGAGCGUUCAUGGGGGAGAUGCAAGACCUGAAAUGGAGGAAGAUCGUCUUCAAACUGACGUGAGUGAACCUCAUCCAGUCAUCCGCCAGAAGCGUUCCACACAUGGUGAAGCCACAGAGAGACCGAAAAAGAGGGCGGAGUCUGAGAGCAGGACGAGUGUGAAGCCAACCGGAUGGACCUGCGGCGAGUGUCUCCAGAGGUUCCCUGAGCGAGAACAGUACAUUUCCCACGUAAAGAAAAGCCACGGGAAGUCUAUGAAGCGGUAUCCGUGUCGUGUGUGUGAGCAGUCAUUCAACUCCAGCACCAGUUUGAAGAGACACAUCCGAGUUGAUCACAGCGGGAAGAAGAAAAUCUACUCAUGCUGGUAUUGCACAGAUGUGAAGAAGACAUUCACCACCAGCGUGACGCUGAAGAACCACAUCAGCCUGAUGCACGGAAUCAAAAAUCCGGACCUGGCCCAAAUGCCCAAAACAUCGGUCCAGGAGUUGAAACGAAGUCGAGGAAAGGGAAUGGAUGUACCCUCGGCUGGAGGAGGGUCCAGUAAAGACCAUGAAGGUUCCCUGGAGGCGCCGACAGCAAAGCGCCUGAAAUCACAGUACCGCUGUUCAAAGUGCGGCUACACCACGGACGACGGCACGCAGUUCCAGCAGCAUAUACCUCAACACAAGACGGACCAGAACACUCCUCAGUGCCUUCACUGCGGCCUGUGUUUCACCUCCCCACUCUCCCUCAGCCGACACCUUUUUAUCGUACACAAAGUCAAGGAAGAAGAGAAGCAGGAAGAGGUCAAUGAGAAGAAGAGUCAGUCGGCGACAGCAGCGGUGACUGAUGACUCGGGCGACUCGAUACAAGGAGGAAGUGAGCUGACACAUACUUAACAGACUCGUAUUUAUAGCUGCUUUUUCCUGGAGAAUGUUCGACGCUUUGCCUUUUCUUUCUCAACUCACAUACUCUGAGGCGGUGCAGCAAAGUUUAUUCAAUAUAACAAUAUUUUUGUACAUCCAUAUACAAAUGUAUAACCUUUUUUUUUAACAUUGCAUGUUAAUAUACUAUAUCCAUCUUGCCUUCAGAAGACAUGGGAUCGUUUUGUUAAUUUACUUUUUAUACAAGUAUUCUGUUCGUGACUUGGACUAUUGAAUGUUUCUGAGCGAUGGCGACGGAUGGUGUCCGCAGUGAAGGAGUGGACGUCUGCCUUUUCGGAGCAAUGUAAUUGCUGGCGACAGUCCGAUGGCUCUGGUGCCUCGCAGCUCAGCUGAAUGGGAUUCAGGAACAUCAUGUGAAUUUCAGCCUAUUACGAAGCAGUAUAAUUUAAUUCAGCCUCUGGUUCAGGUUUGGAGACUGCGUCUUUAAGAUGAGGUGCAGUUUUGAUGCGUAGACAUUUCAGUUACUUGUUGAUAAGCUACGUUCACCUUACAGGUGCGUUAUAUUUCCUCAUUCGAGUCUGCGCCGGCGAAAGCGUCUGCCGCCGCGACUGCACCGGUGCUUGCUGCAUGAUUCAUUAACACCGCAAACACAGCGUAUUUUUCUCUUCCUUCACAGCAAAAAAACCCAACUAGAUCAGUAGGAAUGAAUCUGUAUUCACUCUUCUACAGUCUUGUAAUUGACUGAAACAGAGACAUGGUAAUGUGAACAUAGUUUCUGAGUCCGCUCUGCAGUAAAAAAUACCUCAGAUUGUCCCCAAAAAAACUGUUCUAUGUCAAGUCGAACCAGGGUACGUUGUUUUGGAUAAUCCAGAUUCUAUGUGAAUUUGAUGUGUAGAAGUGUUUGUAGUUUUCCACCCUAGGCCCUGUCAGCAUGCAGCAUUCUGAAAUAUAUUUUUUUAGUCAUCAAUAAUCAAACAAAAACAAUGGUUGACUCGCUGUUGUGACGCUGUUUUGUAUUGAAUACAGUAGCUACCUCUCUGGCUGUGAUUGUUAAAGGAGGAGAGGCGGAGGAGACGCGGAUAAUCUGUGCAAUGUCGUGAACGUGUGAUCCCACUUUAUUCAAUUUUAUAAAUUAUUUUUGGGGAAUGAUUAUGAAGUCAUAUUGACUGAACUCUGGCGAGUGAUCUGCUUACGUUCUUUCUGUGUUCUCUUGCAUCCGUCGGUCGCCAUGUGCCACUGUGUCCCGUCUGAAAAGCAUGAUCUGUUUCUUCUGCGUUGUUCUGUCGAUGCCCUGUACAGGAAGCCAGCCACGCCUGGGUUUAUUUCUUAAGCCAUCACCUUGUCAUGCAGUGGCCAGUGAGCCUCGCUGCUAUGUUUACUCGAUAUACUCAAAAUAAAUCCUUAACUACAUCCCUUCUUUUGUCAAAUUUU